AUGACUUUGGAUCGCACCGACAUGGAGAGGCUUCGUGCUGAUCUUAUACAACGAUCACGCAUGGAGCGAGAUGGAAAUUCGAAUCAAGGCAUUGCCAAUGCCGAUGCCAACGCCAAUGUCGAUAUCGAAGCUGGACAGGGACAGCCCAUCAUGCCAGAGCCUCGUCCAAGAAUUGCACCUUUGUCAAGGUUACUGGGCCGUGGAGAACCUGCUUCAAUGACUGGACAACCUCAGCUACCCGAAAUCGAAAGCGUCAAAUCCCAAGACUCCAAUUCGAACCGACCCAACGCUGGUCGACGAUUUGCGGUACCAAGCUUUUUGCGAAUAUGGGAUCGUAACAGUAACCCAUCGCAGACUGACGAUAUUCGUAAUGCGACAGCCUCUCCCUCACCAUUACUACCCAUCGCUGAGCCUUUGUCACUUACGAGACCGGAACCUGUCGCUACACCCUCUUCAGAAUCGCAACAAUCUCGACGCCAGCGUCGUCAACAAAGCUCUCCGACUUCUCCUUUAGAAGCGCAUCUCUCUGAACUUCUUGGUGGACCUAUUGACAGGCAAAGAAGGAGGAGGGAUCACCGUGAGGGAGGGCGUGAUGGUCAUAGAUCGCGUAGAAGUCGUGAGCAACACCCAAAAUACUUUUUGGGUUGUAUACCAUGGGUGCGAUCAAGACGUAUGCGAGCGCAGAUCUUGAGGUGUAUGACCUCGGGUUUGUUCUUGAUUAUACUCGUUACUGUCUACCUCUGCCUGUCAAUGGCCAGCAAGGUUAAUACGCGCGAGAUGAAUAUCAUGCUCAUCCUCGUCAUCCUAUUUGCAGCAGCUUUCUUCUUCCACGGACUUAUAAGGCUCUGCCUCCUGAUAAUUAAAGGCAACCGAGAGGCUGCUCUGCGGGCCAACCGACCUCCCCGAUACCGUGGCCCACGAUAUGCAGUACCUCCAGUUCCUAUCCCCGUUGUUCUUGCACAAGAUGAAGAGGCCGUUGGCGGGGAUAGUGAAGCGGCAAAAGUAAUGCCUCCUGCUUACGGCCGCUGGCGCGAAACAGUGCGAGUUGAUCCAAAUCGUUUGUUCUGGCAACGUAACGAGAAUGUGGAUAUUUCACAGCUGAGACCCAAUACACGAUCUGGUCCCCGACCACCUUCAUAUGCGUCCGAGGAUGGCAUAUCGUAUGUAGUUGAGGCACAACCUCGAUCUACAGCGCCGACCACUGACGUCCCUCUUCCCACUCACCCGUCAGAGAUGGGCAGAGUGAGCCGGGUGCCGACCGAGUGA
Molecule: messenger RNA, 1266 nt
Organism: Fusarium poae
Lineage: Eukaryota; Fungi; Ascomycota; Sordariomycetes; Hypocreales; Nectriaceae
Exons: 3
Coding region: 1-1266 (421 amino acids)
Source: RefSeq, a predicted model, not a curated record